Molecule: messenger RNA, 5035 nt
Organism: Ricinus communis (castor bean)
Lineage: Eukaryota; Viridiplantae; Streptophyta; Magnoliopsida; Malpighiales; Euphorbiaceae
Product: pentatricopeptide repeat-containing protein At3g18110, chloroplastic
Exons: 5
Coding region: 1-4434 (1477 amino acids)
Biological process (GO): carbohydrate metabolic process
Molecular function (GO): hydrolase activity, hydrolyzing O-glycosyl compounds; protein binding
Source: RefSeq, a predicted model, not a curated record
AUGGCUUGCACUGGAGUGCUAUCCUUUAUAUCAUCUCCUUCAAAGGUAUGCAAAAGCACCUCUCUUUCUUGCUCUUCACAUCAGUCACACUCUACUUCUCUAACUAAUAUUGAACACCAACAAAAUAAUAAUGAAAACACUUCCAAUGCACGGCAGAAGUUUAGCUAUAGUAGAGCUUCACCAUCAAUCAGAUGGCCCCACCUUAAACUUUCUGAUUCUUGCACUUCUCCUCAUACCCAAUUCCAUAUUGCUUCUCCCUCACCUACCCAAUUCUUUGACGAAAUGCCCGAGUCCGAGAGUGAUAAUAAGAGCCCAAAGUUGGGCGCUUUGGAGUCUGUGGAGGUAGACGAUGAGAGCCAAGAAAGAUUAGGGAGGUUGAGCAGAACUAGGGUUAAGAAAAUGAAUAAAUUGGCUCUUAAAAGGGCUAAAGAUUGGAGGGAGAGAGUUAAGUUUUUGACUGACAGGAUAUUGGGACUGAGACCUGAUCAGUUUGUGGCUGAUGUGUUGGAUGAUAGUAAAGUGCAAAUGACACCUACUGAUUUUUGUUUUGUGGUGAAGUGGGUAGGCCAAGAGAAUUGGCAACGCGCUUUGGAGGUAUUUGAAUGGUUGAAUUUACGUCAUUGGUAUUCACCUAAUGCGAGAAUGCUUGCCACAAUUUUGGCUGUUUUGGGAAAGGCUAAUCAGGAGGCUUUGGCUGUGGAAAUAUUUAUUAGAGCUGAGUCUACGGUUGAUAAUACUGUGCAAGUAUACAAUGCUAUGAUGGGUGUUUAUGCAAGGACUGGUAGAUUCAAUAAGGUUCAAGGAAUGCUUGAUUUAAUGCGUGAAAGAGGAUGUGAGCCGGACCUUGUUAGUUUCAAUACUUUGAUAAAUGCUCGAUUGAAGGCUGGUGCUAUGACGCCAAAUGUGGCUAUUGAGCUUCUAAAUGAGGUGAGGAGGUCAGGGCUUAGGCCGGAUAUAAUAACUUAUAAUACUCUUAUUAGUGCUUGUUCACGUGAAUCAAAUUUGGAGGAGGCCGUGAAGGUUUUUGAUGAUAUGGAGGCACAUUAUUGUCAGCCCGAUCUAUGGACAUACAAUGCUAUGAUUUCGGUUUAUGGAAGGUGUGGAUUCUCUGGCAAAGCUGAGCAGCUUUUCAAGGAAUUGGAGUCUAAAGGGUAUUUCCCAGAUGCAGUAACAUAUAACUCUUUGUUGUAUGCUUUUGCAAGAGAAGGGAAUGUGGAUAAGGUAAAAGAGAUUUGUAAUGAAAUGGUGCAAAUGGGAUUUAUCAGAGAUGAGAUGACCUAUAAUACUAUCAUCCACAUGUAUGGAAAGCAAGGUCAGCAUGGUCUGGCAUUACAGCUGUAUAGGGACAUGAAGUUGUCAGGUCGGACUCCUGAUGCUAUUACAUAUACUGUUUUGAUUGAUUCACUAGGGAAGGCAAAUAAGAUGGUGGAGGCUGCUAACGUGAUGUCAGAGAUGCUAAACAUAGGAGUUAAGCCUACUCUGAGGACUUAUAGUGCUUUGAUUUGUGGUUAUGCGAGGGCUGGCCAAAGACUGGAGGCUGAAGAGACUUUUGAUUGCAUGCGAAGGUCUGGGAUUAGGCCUGAUCAAUUAGCAUACUCAGUUAUGUUGGAUGUCUUCUUGAGAUUUGAUGAGGCAACAAAGGCAAUGAUGCUGUACAGGGAAAUGGUUCGUGAUGGUAUCACUCCAGAUCCUACUGUUUAUGGGGCAAUGCUUCGAAAUCUUGGAAGAGAAAAUAAAGUGGAGGACAUUCAAAGAAUAAUUAGAGAUAUGGAAGAAGUAUGUGGUAUGAAUCCACAAGCUAUUGCGUCUAUUCUUGUCAAGGGUGAAUGCUAUGAGGAUGCUGCAGGAAUGCUGAGGUUGGCCAUCAGUGGCAGUGAUGAAAUUGACAGUGAGAAUUUGUUAUCUAUUUUGAGUUCAUAUAGUUCAUCUGGGAGACAGGCUGAAGCACUUGACUUGCUUCAAUUCUUAAAAGGACAUGUUUCCAAAUCCAACCAACUGGUAGCUGAAGCUUCCAUUGUUACUCUUUGCAAGGCUAAGCAGUUGGAUGCUGCUUUAAAGGAGUACAAUGAUACAAGAGAAUUUGAUUGGUUUACUGGGAGUUGUACCAUGUAUGAGUCCUUGAUUCAGUGUUGUGAAGAAAAUGAAUUCACUGCUGAAGCUUCUCAAAUUUUUUCUGACAUGAGAUUUAAUGGUGUCAAACCUUCCAAGUCUCUCUACCGAAGCAUGGUGCUCAUGUAUUGUAAAAUGGGUUUUCCUGAAACGGCUCAUUAUUUGAUUGAUUUGGCAGAAAUUGAAGGCAUGCCAUUUGAUAAAAUCUCCAUUGAUGUUGCUGUUAUUGAGACAUAUGGGAAACUGAAGCUGUGGCAGAAAGCAGAAAGCUUGGUGGGGAAUCUUAGACAGAGAUGUACAAAUGUGGAUCGGAAGGUCUGGAAUGCUUUAAUACAAGCUUAUGCAGCAAGUGGCUGUUAUGAACAAGCCAGGGCUGUUUUUAAUACAAUGAUGAGAGAUGGUCCUUCCCCAACUGUGGAUUCCAUUAAUGGCCUUUUGCAAGCAUUGAUUGUUGAUGGAAGAUUGGAAGAGCUUUAUGUGGUAACCCAGGAGAUACAAGAUAUGGGUUUUCAAAUAAGUAAAAGUUCUAUUCUUCUGAUUCUUGAUGCAUUUGCACGGGUAAGCAACAUAGCUGAAGCGAAGAAAAUAUACCAGGGAAUGAAGGCUGCAGGUUAUUUUCCUACCAUGCAUCUUUACAGGAUAAUGAUUGGGUUAUUGUGCAAGGGAAAACGAGUAAGAGAUGUUGAAGCCAUGGUUACUGAGAUGGAAGAAGCAGGUUUCAGGCCUGAUCUCUCAAUAUGGAAUUCUAUGCUCAGGUUAUACACUGGAAUUGAUGACUUUAGGAAGACAGUUCAAAUAUACCAGCGGAUUAAAGAAGAUGGACUUCAACCAGAUGAGGACACUUAUAACACAUUAAUUGUAAUGUACUGCCGAGACCACAGACCAGAGGAAGGCUGUUCACUGAUGCAUGAAAUGAGAAGGAUAGGAUUGGAGCCCAAGUUGGAUACCUACAAAAGUUUGAUUGCAGCAUUUGGUAAGCAGCAGUUGGUGGUGGAUGCAGAAGAACUUUUUGAAGAGUUACUGUCAAAAGGAUCUAAACUGGAUCGCUCUUUUUAUCAUAUUAUGAUGAAAAUAUAUAGAAAUUCAGGAAACCACUCCAAAGCUGAAAAGCUAUUGAGCAUGAUGAAAGAUGCAGGAGUGGAACCCACUAUUGCAACAAUGCACUUACUUAUGGUGUCCUAUGGCAGCAGUGGACAGCCUCAGGAAGCUGAAAAAGUGCUCACUAACUUGAAAGAGAUGGGUUUGAGUCUCAGUACACUGCCAUAUAGUUCUGUAAUUGAUGCUUAUCUUAAAAAUAAAGAUUACAGUGUUGGAAUUCAGAAGCUCGUGGAGAUGAAGAAAGAAGGCCUGGAACCAGAUCACAGAAUAUGGACAUGCUUUAUUAGAGCUGCUAGUUUGUCUGAGCACACGCAUGAUGCUAUUCUUCUUUUACAAGCUCUCCAGGAUUCUGGAUUCGAUCUUCCAAGCAGGCUUAUAACAGAAAGAUCUGAUUCACUAGUUUUGGAGGUGGAUCAUUGUCUUGAGAUGCUUGAAACCAUGGAGGAUAAUGCAGCCUUUAAUUUUGUUAAUGCCUUAGAGGAUUUGUUGUGGGCAUUUGAACUUCGAGCCACUGCGUCUUGGGUUUUCAGAUUGGCUGUCAAGAGGAGCAUCUAUUGCCAUGAUGUGUUCAGGGUGGCUGAGCAGGAUUGGGGGGCUGAUUUUAGAAAGUUGUCAGGUGGUGCAGCUCUUGUUGGCCUUACUUUAUGGCUUGAUCAGAUGCAGGAUGCUUCAUUACAAGGUUAUCCAGCCUCUCCUAAGUCUGUUGUUCUGAUAACUGGGACAGCUGAAUACAACAUGGUUUCACUUGAUAACACAUUGAAGGCAUGCCUUUGGGAAAUGGGGUCCCCAUUUCUUCCCUGUAGAACACGAAGCGGGCUCCUUGUUGCUAAGGCACAUUCCCUUAGAAUGUGGUUGAAGGACUCCCCUUUCUGCUUGGACCUUGAGUUAAAAGAUGCUCCAUCUCUCCCCGAGUCAAACUCGAUGCAGCUUAUUGAGGGGUGUUUCAUAAGGCGUGGCCUUGUUCCUGCAUUUAAGGAGAUUAACGAGAAACUUGGAUUUGUGAGGCCAAAAAAAUUUGCAAAAUUGGCUUUACUGUCAGAUGACAAAAGACAAAAGGCAAUUCAUGCUGACAUAGAGGGUCGGAAAGAAAAGUUGGAAAAGCUCAAGAGUAAGGUUGAUCUUGAGAGAAAAAAUAAGACAAACAAGUUAAGAAGGAGAAGAUUUAUUCGGAAAGAUAUGCUGUCAAAGUCUCAGGAGAUUAAAUUAGACUAUGGAACUGUGAAAUAAAAUAGCCCAUACAGAAAGAUGGCGUGAUUUGUGUUGAGAUGAAGGUGAAGAUGUAUCAGCAUAGAGAAUUACACUUGCUGGAUGCCUUAGUAAUUGAGCAAGGAAAUUGUCUCUGUUCUUACUGUAGAUCAUGAGAUGAUAUGGAACCUCAUAAUUCUGGCUUAUCACAGAUGGUAUCUCAUUCCAGGCAUGCAGCUCAUCAUAGAUCAUAGAACUUAAAAUCAAAUCAUUAUUGCUGGAACUAUAGAACAAAGAGUCCUCUUUUAGUUGUUCACUGGAACCCAAGACAGAAGCUUCUCAAGGCUUGAAUGAUCAUACUUUAUGCAACUCCUGAACUGAAAAAUACAGUGUUCGUCAGGGUUAACUCUGAUCACCACCUUUGCUUCACCAAGAGGCUAACGUUUCUCAGGCCUCACAACGAUGGUUGCUGAUUGCGUUGGUGUGUGCCAGAUUCCAUGGUGAUAAAAACUCAUCAUCAUGGCCAAUAUUAUAUCAUCCACUGUUAAUAUUGUAAUAUACAUGAUUAAGACAACAAAUGUACUGAUAGAACAGACUUUAUAUAUUAGUUAACUAGUUCAUGUUCUUUGAGUUUCAUUACCAA